Molecule: messenger RNA, 813 nt
Organism: Ostreobium quekettii
Lineage: Eukaryota; Viridiplantae; Chlorophyta; Ulvophyceae; Bryopsidales; Ostreobiaceae
Source: the annotation of a GenBank genome assembly
AUGCUGCCCUUCACCGGCCUGUGGUUCGCCAAUGGCGACGAUGAGGCGCGGUUCGGGGAGGCGUACACCGCCGGCGUGCUGAACUGCCCCGACCGCUUCCUGCGCCGCCUGAGGCUCGUCGCUCUCCCCCUGUACUCCCUGGCCCUGCUGGUGGCCGGCGAGGGAAUCUGGAAUGGGCUGUUGGCCGCCCUGCUCAGCGGCUUGGUCAUCUUCAUCGACGCGUGCUGGCAGGAAUGGGGCGUGGAGUCGACGUCCGUGAUGCGCACGGAGCUGACCGUGAUGAAGCGAGCGAUCCUGGGGCCGAUCGCCACGAUUCUGCUGCGCCCGGCGUGGGGCGCAGGGGAGGCGGCGACACGGUGGUGGGCGUGGCGCUGGCUGGGCGUGGGCACGGGCGCGCUGGCGGUGGCCGCCGGCAGCCUGGCCAUGCCCCUGCUGGCCAAGCACGAGCUGCCAAUGCAGUUUCUGUUGGUUGCGGGCCUGGCCUCGUGCGUGCCAUCGCACGCCUGCCAGGCGGCUUCGCAAAGUGGCCGGACGUCCCAGUACAUUAUGGCCACGUGGCGGGCGGUGGACGACGCGGUGCGCGUGGGAUCUGGCGCGAGCCAGCCCACUCCCCCGGUGCGUGCUUGCUGCUGCCAUUUGAUCGCCAUGAUCUACGCAGUGGUGGGGUUCUACAUUCCGACCUACUUGCUGUGGCUCUUGGAGUACAGUUUCAGAUUUGAGUUCAGAAAGGCUUCCGUGGAUACGGGGGGUAGCCACGGGCGGGAAUGGCCCAAAUUGAAAUGGAGGAUUGUGGGUGGCCACGCCCUGGAAUAA